Messenger RNA from Camelina sativa (false flax), 831 nucleotides. The record is from RefSeq and is a predicted model, not a curated record. NCBI's taxonomy places the organism in Eukaryota, Viridiplantae, Streptophyta, Magnoliopsida, Brassicales, Brassicaceae.
AUGGAGCAACCUCCGGAGUUCGUAGAUCCAGACAAACCCAAUCACGUUUGUCGGUUGCGUAAGGCGAUAUAUGGUCUCAAGCAAGCUUUUCGAGCCUGGUACACUGAAUUGAAGACUUAUCUCCUGUCCCUUGGUUUCAAUAACUCAUUGGUUGAUACAUCCUUGUUUGUCCUUCAUCAUAGUACGGACUGGAUUUAUCUGUUGGUGUAUGUCGAUGAUAUUUUGAUCACAGGCAAUCAACGCUCCACAAUCCAACACAUUCUCCAUCUUCUUGCUGAUCGUUUUUCGAUCAAGGACCCGGAAGAUCUCAAUUAUUUUUUAGGCCUUGAAGCUCAUCGAACGUCACAUGGUCUUCACUUAUCACAACGCAAAUACAUUUUAGACCUGCUUCACCGUCAUAACAUGAUCAACGGCAAUCCAGUCUGUACACCAAUGGCAACCUCUCUGAAACUCACAUCCGGAAAUCCUCUCCCUGAUCCAACCGUCUUCCGCCGUCUAGUGGGAAGCCUCCAAUAUCUGGCAUUCACGAGACUGGAUAUUGCGUAUGCGGUUAAUCGCUUAUCUCAGUUCAUGCAUUGUCCUACCGAAGCUCAUUGGCAAGAAGAAAAGAGGAUUCUUCGAUAUUUGGCUGGCACAACAACUCAUGGCAUUUUCUUUUCUGCGAAGAAUGAUCUCACAUUACAUGCUUUCUCUGAUGAAGAUUGGGCAGGAGACUCUGAUGACUAUGUCUCCACUAAUACCUACAUUGUCUAUCUCGGUUGGAAUCCCAUCUCUUGGACAGCGAAAAAGCAAAAAGGUGUCGCCAGAUCAUCGACUGAAGCUGAAUAUUGA